CCCGCCGUCAAUAAAGAUGGUGGCGUCAAUAAAGAGAGCCGGGAUGGCAGCUCUCGCGAGGUGGGUGGGGAUUGCGCGGAUGGCGGCGAGAGCCGUGGAUGAGCCCGGGAGUGGCCGCCAUGGAGCACAUCGUCACCCCCAAGGUUGAAAAUGUGAAGUUACUGGAUCGCUAUGCAAAUAGGAAGUCAGCAAAUGGGACGUUAUACCUGACAGCGACCCACCUCAUCUAUGUCGAUGCUUCUGCUGAAGUCAGGAAGGAAAUAUGGAUCCUGCAUCACCACAUUGCGGCUGUAGAGAAGUUGCCCCUGACCACAGCAGGGUAUCCUCUCCUCAUCCACUGCAAGAACUUCCACGUGGCUCACUUUGUCAUUGGCCAGGAACGGGAUUGCCAUGAUGUCUAUACCUCAUUGCUCAAGCUUUCCCAGCCAGUGAAAGCUGAAGAACUUUAUGCUUUCUCUUAUAAUCCUAAAACGUCUAAAGAGAACCGGGAGAUUGGAUGGAAGUUAAUCGAUUUAAAAGUAGAUUACCAGCGCAUGGGAAUACCAAAUGACUAUUGGGAAAUAACGGAUGUCAAUAAAGACUAUGAGGUUUGCAACACGUACCCUCCAGAAAUAGUGGUGCCCAGAGCUGCGAAUAAGGCAGUGGUGAUCGGAAGUUCAAGGUUCAGAAGCAGAGGGCGGAUUCCGGUGCUUUCCUACUUAUAUAAAGAAAACAAUGCUGCCAUAUGCCGCUGUAGCCAGCCUCUCUCCGGCUUUAGCGCACGCUGUCUGGAGGACGAACAGAUGCUGCAGGCCAUCAGAGAAGCCAACCCUGGGAGCCCCUUCAUGUAUGUUGUAGACACAAGGCCAAAGUUAAAUGCCAUGGCCAACCGCGCUGCUGGGAAGGGCUAUGAGAAUGAAGAUAAUUAUGAUAAUAUUUGCUUUAAAUUUAUUGGCAUAGAAAAUAUCCAUGUGAUGCGGAACAGCCUGCAGAAACUCCUGGAAGUGUGUGAGAUGAAGUCCCCCUCAAUGAGCGAUUUCCUCACUGGGUUGGAGAACUCUGGCUGGUUACGGCACAUCAAGGCUGUGAUGGAUGCAGGUGUCUUUCUUGCCAAGGCCGUGAAAGAUGAAAAAGCCAGCGUGUUAGUGCACUGCUCGGACGGGUGGGAUCGCACGGCACAGGUCUGCUCCCUGGCCAGCCUCCUCCUGGAUCCCUUUUACAGGACUUUCAAAGGCUUCAUGGUCCUGAUAGAAAAGGAGUGGAUUGCCAUGGGCCACAAGUUCUCACACAGGUGUGGCCAUUUGAAUGGUGACCCCAAAGAAGUGUCCCCUGUCUUCACUCAGUUCAUUGAAUGCGUCUGGCAGCUCAUGCAGCAGUUCCCGUGCUCCUUUGAGUUUAAUGACCGUUUCCUUCUUGAAAUCCAUGACCAUGUCUACUCCUGCCAGUUCGGCAACUUUCUUGGAACUUGUCAUAAGGAGCGUGAGGAUCUGAAAAUCUUUGAGAAGACCCAUUCUCUGUGGCCUUUCCUCUUACAGAAGAGGCAGGAUUUGAGAAAUCCUUUGUACAGAGGAUUUACGGCUUACCAAGAUCUUCAACCAAACACACUACCUUUCAGUUUCCAGUUUUGGUGUGGGAUGUACAAUCGCUUUGACAAAGGGAUGCACCCAAAACAAUGUGUCUUGGACCGGCUGCUGAGCUGCAUGAGCCAGAAGGUGAAACUGGAGGACAAUGCAUCUGAACUGGAAAACUGUAAACCUCCCCUGGUGCGACUUGAAGCCAUUCCCUCUUGUUCUGUCACUUGUUAUUGGGGAGAAGAGCCUAGCACCCACCUCGCUUCAACCUCUUUUCUGGGACCUGCAGAGAGCGGUGAGGUUUCCCUCAGUCUCCUGUUCACCAGAAUAAACAGCCCAAAGACCCUCAGCAGCUCCUCUGUUUGUCUCAAACAGAAACUCCCUUUCCUUGACGGUCCCUUGCCUGGUGAAUCCUGCUCCUUAUCCAAAGCUGGAAGUGCUGCAAAGACCCCGAUGCUCAACACUCCUCAGGGUUAUGAAGGGGAGCCAUCUCCUGUGCUGAGCAAUGGCGCCACAGCAGGGGAUGGAGAUGUUGUGUCAGCUGUGGACCAAAAGCACAAGGAGAACAUGUCUCAACACCAGGACCUCUGCAAUCUGAAUGCCACCAUCGGCGUUUUAGACCCCAACGCUCAGGACAGAAAGGCUCAGCAUUGACCAGCUCCGAGCAGAGCAUUCGGUGAGCCAGGCACCCAUGGCAGGGGGGCAUACAGGAGCUGUGCCCCGUGAGGCUGGGGACCACCAAACCAUUUACGGCUGCGCAUGAGUCCCUGCGUGCGCAGGGAGCUGUGCUCGCUGCAGAGAGGACAGUCUGUGCUCGGUUCACAUUGUUCCGCAGUGGAAGCGAUGAAGAUGUGCACAGCACUGCCCGGACGGCUGCUGUGAGUCAGUGCAACCGCACUCCUCAGUGCAAACACACUGGGUGCAUCAGUUUUGUGACUGCAGGUACUGGUAAUUCAAGCUGAAAGAAACCCUGGCUGAUUAAUGUGAGACUUGGCAGUUGUGUAGCAUUUGUAAUGGGAGCUGGAAAGAUGCAAUCCGUUCAUUUCCAGUGGUGCUGCAAGGUCGUCUUAAAAUGAUAAUAGAUUUCAGUUUGUCUUAAAAUAAUGACAAAGCCCUUUCAGCUGUGGAUGAAUCUCUGCAUGGACCCUCACCUCGUGGCAGAAUGGAUUCAUUUGUGUUUCCUAUGCAUUUGUGUUAAACAAAGCCAACCCCGGUGCCUUUCCAUGGAGACCAUUUCGAUGUCCGUCUACCCAAUGUGCUGGUUUUACUAUCGUAGUGCACAGUGUAGUGUCUGGUCUUCUUUGUAUUUUUAAACCAGGGUUUUUAUCCGCUGCCAGCUUCUCCAGGAUCUUUGCCGAUCCCCUGAGUUCAGUCACUUCUUUCCAAGCAGACUUUUCAAAGUAGAAGCUUUUGCAGACGUCACUUACUGAUUGUGGGAGUGCAGCAAGCCCCAAAGACAGCCCGUAACAUGAGUUAUUGACUGCGGGAGAGAGAGGAAAAGGUUUAUAUGGAAUUUUUCUCUUGUUUUAUGAUCUUCGUUAAAUUGAAGCAAGAGAGGAAUUCUUUGUUCUAAGCUGGAAUCAAUGUGCUUUCCUUGCAGCCAUCAAUGAGGCAGUAAUAACGGCUGAGGUGCGUUCUGUCAUUGAUACAGGGCCUGAAAUAAUUCCUCACAUCACGUACUGAGUGGUUGUGGUGAAUGUUGUCUCGGAUGUUAAAGUGACAUGGAUCGUAGGCAUUCUGUCUGUGCUGUCAGGCCAUGGGGAGAUUGUCUCAUGGCAGUGAACUCUGUCGUAUUGUGAAGCUGGUGACUAAACGUAAACUGAGAUGUGACCCCUUAUGGACGAGACAUGGACAUCCUGGCUCGUGGCUGUGGCUCCACUUGGACUCACUCCAGGCCUCGGUACCUGCUUGGUUUCUUUGAACUGCAGUGAUCUCUGCUGGACACACCAGUUCAAAGCUGCUGAUUUAAACCAGGCACUUAUAUACCAUUUAUACAGAAGCCUUCUGAAGAAACAAGAGCUCACCUCCCCGGGAACAUGGAAGGUUGUCCCAGUGCUUGUUCUGGACGAGUUUCUGUAGAUGUGCUGAACGGCAUGGAGUCCCUUUGCACAGCUGAACUCCAAAUGCUUUCCUGCUUUCUUCUGGAUCCUGUUGUUUGAGUUGGGUCCUGCCAUGAAGUCCUAAAAUGAGUUUUUAUAAAGCUUUGAUACAAACUGAAGCUGUUUCUGACAUUGGCCCUCCCAGUCCUCAAUAAAAGGCAGAAACAUUCCAUUACAGUAUCGUAAAGCACAGCAGCCAUCCUUCAUCUGUGUGGAGCCCACCGUGAAACACCCAGGUUUGUCUCAGCAUGCAAGAAAAUGUGGAAAAGAGGAAAAAAAUAAACCUGCCUUGAGCGUCUCGCUUCGGGUAAGAAAGUCUGUGUUUGAUUAAGCAUAUUAGAAAGCCCAAAUAGAAAGGGCAACACUUGAGAACACCGGGUUUUUUCGAUGCCUACAAUGGCAAAGAGAAACUUGUUUUAAAGUUGCAGGUUUUUCAAUCUUAAAGCAAGUAAUGCUUCUAAAAAAUAAUCAUUUUCAAGGUGGUAGUGAGAGAACUGCAACGUGCGAUGGAUUUGGAAAUUAAACACACAAAAUAUUAAGUCAGAAGAUCUUGGAAAAUUGUUGUGUGGGUCUAUUUCAAAACUAUGGCGUCACACAAUGGCUGUAUAUAUGAGGGGUUUUUUGAAGGAUGCACAUUUCUGAAUGCAUGUUUUCUUAAUAACAAGAUCAGUCUCUGCUGUUGAGUCUCUGUACUCCAUAAAAGAGAUCUGCUGAGCUCCGAACGUGGAGUUAAACAGUCCACCAGCCUUUGAAGUUAGCCACCCACAUACUCCUCAACUGAAGAGAUUGCACCCCAAAGUCUUAAUCCAGCUGCUCUUGGUACCCAGGGUUUGGACUCUGCUGUGGAUUCCCACUGGAGGGUGCAGGGGAGAUGGUUUCACUUUGCCUCUGUAGUAUGGAAGUUCAGAUUCCUGUGUGCACUCUGCAGCUCAGAGCCUGUUCCAUACGGAGCAAGAGAUCAACCUGGUGUGUCCUGUUUCAUACGGACUGAGAGAUCACCCCUGUGUCCCUCCUGGGUGGUGGGAGAGUCAGUCUGCGUGGACAGAGCUCUGAAAUGGUGGAGAGGACCAGGACAUCCACUUUAUGGGACCAGUUAUUCCUGAUGCCAUCAGUUCUUUUAAUGUGUUCUCUAUUAGAGAUGCAGAACUAUAGGAAGUUUUGGCUGCCUGCUGAAAGAUUUAGCCACGCCGCUGGUUAAUCACAGUAUAAAAUCAUGUUGCGAGUGUUUCUGUGUUUACAGAUUUUGGAUUGCCAUGGACUACCCUGAAAGGAGUGUGGUAACCUCUGCUUAUCCCUUAAGCGUGAUGCUGAUGUCUCCACAGACCCUUCUCGACUACAAUAUUCCUACAGUUACGCAGAACUGUGAGCAGAUCCCGUCCCACACUGAAAGGAUCAGUGAGCUGGUGGUAACCCUUGCCACUUCGGACGUCAGGAACAAACCAGCGGGUGACCCCGUGCUCUGAAAUGCAAACCGAGCCAAAACGAAAAGGGAAGUGGCCUGUACCUUUUAAAUCUAUUGAAUUUAACAUGCACAGACUAGUCAAAGCCUAAAACACAUUAAAAAUCAUCAUGGUGGUGCUGUGAAUUUUUGGACCUGGCAAAGAUUCCAGGGUUUUCUGGCUUUCCAUGAGAUGAUUUGUUUGGAAACUGCUCAGCAAGAAGCUUGUUAAUUCUGAUGGGAACUCAGGGUGUUGGAAGACCAAAAAUGCGAAGCUGUUGAGAGCAGCGCAGCACGUCCUCAUCUCUCUGAGCAGCUGGGAUUGCCAGGGCCUUGCUGAGCCUGUGGUCUCUCUGUACAGAGAGGAACUAGAUUCCAUGUUCCCUCGAGGUGUUAAAGGAAACCUAAAAGCUGUAAGAUAGGAGCCUGCUGGUGCGAGCACUGUGUGGGUGAGCAGUGAUUGAUUCCUCGUGGAGCAUCCUUGCCUUGUGAAGUCAUGAAUGCUUUUUCUUACUUGGAGCUGUGAAGGGAACAAUGCAACUUGCUGCUUUCCAUUAGGAUUCCUCCAACUCUGAGAACUGGGAGGGAGGAGGUAUCCAGUUUGCUGCAGAUGGGCUCUGUUUGCGUGAAGCUUUUCCUUGCUUUAUCCAGAUAUUCCACGGCGGCACGGUUUCCUGCCUCUACCUGUUGUCUCGCUGCAGACAGGCAGAGCAUUGCUGGGGACAAGUACCUGCUGUGUUCUGCAGCAGAGCUGCUGCUUUGAAGAGAAGAGGGACUUGUGUAGCUUUAUUUCUUGACUGAAACAUCUUAAUGUGAACUUCUCAGUGCUGGGUUCUGAAAUUGUAUUUUGUUUUGCAGUUGUUGCUUGUGGUAGAGAAAAUCCAUUUGGUGCUGUUGGCUUUAAGGGAAAAAAGGGAGUGAUUGGUUUGCCUGUAGAUGUGGCUCUCGGUUGACUGUCUUUCAUGAGAAAGAAAAAGGAGUUUGUUAAAUCCUGAAGGCAUAAACCACACCUAGUUUCAUCUUCAGUUCCUGCCCCUAAGGAAUGCCUUUCAUUUAAGGGCUUCGAAGGAAAACCCUGGUUCCGUGGGUGCUCACAGGUCUGUAAAGCUGCCCAGACUGGGCUGGAGGGGGAAACGUUGCUUUAGAAAGCUUCUGCAGCCCCAGUGAGAGAGCUGCUGGGAGCUAAAGGUGUGCAGAGCUUUGCAGGGUCUCUACCAUGACCUGGGCCGUGUUGGGCUGCAGAUAGAAGUCUCUGUGUUGGUGGGGUGCCCUACACCUGUUCUUUCAGUAGGGUUUGGAGAUGGUGAGCCCUCAUGGGUGCUCAGGAGGCACCCUGCCAUCAGCAAAGCUGUAGCAUCUGCAGGCAAAGCCUUCAGAAGAACUUCUAUGUCAGACCUGCCUCAGUUUCCUUGCUGGCAGGACUGGUCUCCAGGUAGAGUCCAUGCCUGGGAGUUGUUUCUCCAAAGGGAUCUUUUCCUGGCACUACUUAGUGAUGGAUAUUCAGAGUGACCAGGAGAAUUCACGAUAUCUUUGCUGUUCCACUCUCCUCUCCUUCCCCACUGCUUCGCCUUGAGCGCUGGGCUCAUUUUUGUAGGACCUACCAGAGUUAUUCCUUGUUAACAAACCGUCCCUCUGCACACACGGGCACUGCCCACAUUCCGGGGUGGAGUCUCUUCUGACUGUAGGGGUUUUGUUUUAAUCGAUGCACAGAACUUGAUUAAUCGGUUGAGGAAUGUCUGGAACCUGGUGAUGUUUUCAUAAGCAUCGUUAGCACUAAGAGGAGCAAGGUCAGUGCCAGUCGCCGUUGGUGUCAUUUGUUCGGGCAGGUGUCCAACGAACAUCCUUUGUGUCCAACGCUGCAUCCUUUUGGCAUCUCUGACUGAUGGAAGCAUUGCAAGGAGGGAAGGCUCACCUGGCUGAUGUGAUGUCUUCUCGUAUCGUGUGUGUGUAUGUGUGUCUGUAUUUUAAUGUAGCAGCAACUACUGGAAUAACAUGUAGCACUGGAUCCCGUCCUCUGUAACCAAGUGCAUUCUCCUGUCUGCUCCCUGUAGGAACAUUCCUAACCUUGUGUGCGCUACCUGAUUGGAAAACGUCAUGUCUUUGUUUCUGUCAGUUGCUGUGUUUGUCCAUGUGACCACAGAGGGACCAUUGUGUAAAGCUGUGGGAGAUGAAAUCCUGUGUUCCAGAAUGUGCUAUGACGCACACAUCGUCUUGGUUAAUGCCCUGCUGCAAACAAACUGUUCCACGUGGAGAGAGCACUGUGUCUUUAUUCUCCAAAUGUGUUUGUCCCAUGGAGUUUCACUUGUGUUACACUUGAUUUUUAUUCACGACAAAAAUAAAUACCGACCUU
Molecule: messenger RNA, 7437 nt
Organism: Cuculus canorus (common cuckoo)
Lineage: Eukaryota; Metazoa; Chordata; Aves; Cuculiformes; Cuculidae
Product: myotubularin-related protein 8
Exons: 15
Coding region: 99-2204 (701 amino acids)
Biological process (GO): dephosphorylation; negative regulation of autophagy
Cellular component (GO): nuclear envelope
Molecular function (GO): phosphatidylinositol-3,5-bisphosphate phosphatase activity
Source: RefSeq, a predicted model, not a curated record